Molecule: messenger RNA, 3088 nt
Organism: Nomia melanderi (Alkali bee)
Lineage: Eukaryota; Metazoa; Arthropoda; Insecta; Hymenoptera; Halictidae
Product: spliceosome associated factor 3, U4/U6 recycling protein
Biological process (GO): RNA processing
Molecular function (GO): RNA binding; protein binding
Source: RefSeq, a predicted model, not a curated record
GAUAGUACUGAAAAUCACCUAUAGUCAGCGCUCGGUUUUAACGUUUCAGCAGCGAAAGGGUUAAUAAAGGAGAUAGCAAUAGAAAUAUAUAAAUGAUAUGAUUUACCUUAAUAACUCGAAGAUGCUGAAGUGUUGACGUACCAGAAAAAUUUUAAAUUCGAAUAUAACACGCCAGUGAUAAUACGCAUGUGCGAUAACGGCAUCUGUCAUACGCAUAAAAACAUCUAAACAUAACCUUCAAUUGCUGAACGUUGUUGAUGUAUGGUGUCCUUUUUCGGUUUUUGUAGCCACUUACGCGUUUAUUGUAAUUUUGUGUACGAGUGAAAACCUUUAUCGUCGAGGAUUAGACUUACUUUAUCAAGAAUGGAAGAGAUGGACGUAGGAAGCGAGGAAAAUAACGAUAAUAUAUCGUGCGAAGAUGUGGUUGACAAGGAGGACGACUCGGAAAUGAUUGAAAAUGAAGCCAAAGAAACCGUAGAUAAUGACACCGACGAUGACCAAAGCGAGAAUGACGAUGACUUAUUUGCCGAUGAAGCAGUGGUGAAAGUUUUGGAAUCCUCUCUUGCACAGAAUCCGUAUGAUUACACAAGUCAUGUAGCCAUUAUUAAUAAACUGCAAAAGAUGGGCGAAUUAGAACGAUUACGGGCUGCUAGAGAGAAUAUGAGUUCUAAAUAUCCUUUGAGUCCUGAUCUUUGGUUAUCUUGGAUGCGCGAUGAAAUUAAACUAGCCACAACUGCAGAACAGAAAGCAGAUGUAGUCAAAUUAUGCGAAAGAGCUGUCAAAGAUUAUCUUUCUGUAGAAGUCUGGUUGGAAUAUUUACAAUUUAGUAUUGGUAAUAUGGGUACCGAUAGGGAUGCAGCGAAAAAUGUUCGACAAUUAUUUGAACGAGCACUAACUGCUGUUGGAUUGCAUACUAUCAAAGGUGCGAUAAUAUGGGAGGCAUUCAGGGAGUUCGAAGCAGUUUUAUAUGCACUGAUUGAUUCUUCGAAUCAAGCUGAGAAGAAAGAACAGUUGGAACGCAUAGGCAAUUUAUUCAAGAGACAGUUAGCUUGUCCUCUUUUAGAUAUGGAAAAUACUUACGAGGAAUAUGAGGCUUGGCGUAAUGGAGAUGGUGCAGAAGUUACGUUUGAUGACAAAAUUGUGGUUGGAGGGUAUGAAAGAGCCUUAGCAAACCUUAAUGCUCGUUUACCCUAUGAAGAAAAAAUUGUUUCUUCGCAAGCUGAAAGUGAACUGCUAGAUUCAUAUAAAGCAUAUUUACUGUAUGAAAAACAAAAUGGAGAUCCAGGACGAGUAACUGUUUUAUAUGAAAGAGCAGUUACCGAUUUAAGUUUAGAAAUGUCAGUUUGGUUGGAUUAUCUUACGUAUCUGGAAAAAAAUAUCAAAAUUGAAUCUGUCUUAGAUCAGGUAUAUCACAGAGCUUCAAGAAAUGUUCCAUGGUGUGCAAAGAUUUGGCAGAAAUGGAUAAGAUCCUAUGAAAAGUGGAACAAACCAGUAAUAGAAGUUCAAACAAUAUUAGAAAAUGCUUUAACGGCUGGGUUUUCUACUUCAGAUGAUUAUCGAGAAUUGUGGAUGACAUACUUAGAAUAUUUACGAAGAAAAGUUGAUCAGUCAUCUACUGAUGAAGAGAAACAGUUAGAAAUAUUACGUAAUACAUUUAACAGAGCUUGUGAACACCUAGCAAAAUCUUUUGGUUUGGAAGGAGAUCCCAAUUGUACAAUAUUACAAUACUGGGCAAGAUCUGAAGCUAUACAUGCUAAUAACAUGGGAAAAGCUAGAUCAUUGUGGGCUGACAUUUUAUCACAAGGACAUUCUGCAACAGCUUCUUACUGGUUAGAAUAUAUUUCAUUAGAAAGGUGUUAUGGAGAUACUAAACAUUUAAGAAAACUAUACCAAAAAGCUCUGGCUUCUGUAAAAGAUUGGCCAGAAAGCAUUGUCAAUUCAUGGAUGGAUUUUGAAAGAGACGAAGGUACAUUAGAACAAAUGGAACAUUGCGAAUCCAAAACACAAGAAAAAUUAGAAAAAGUAGCUGAAGAUAGACAAAAAGUACAGCAAGUAGCUAAUCACGAACUAUCUCCAUCACAGAGUAAAAAAGCUUACAAAAGAAAACCAGAUGAUGCUGGUAAAUGGAAGAAUUUGGGAUCCUCCCCAACAAAAGUCACGAAAAUUGAAACGCAAGUAAAACCUUCAGUUGACUUUUCAAGUCAAAAGCACCUGAACCUUGAAAAGGUUGUUAGUAAUGACGAGGAACAGAAACCGAAAAUAGCUCCACCGCCCGGAUUCAAAUCGCCAGAAGAAAGUAAUAAAAUGGACGUAGACAAUAUUGAAGAAGUUGACAAUAAAGUUACUGUUUUCAUAAGUAAUUUGGAUUACACUGCAACUGAAGAAGAGGUUAGACAUGCGUUAGAACCAGCUGGAGCAAUAAAGACAUUUAGAAUGAUACGAGACUACAAAGGACGUAGCAAAGGAUUUUGCUAUGUACAAUUAAGUAGUACGGAAGCGGUUGAAAAAGCUUUGAAAUUGGACAGAACUCCUAUAAGAGAACGACCGAUGUUUGUUUCAAGAUGCGAUCCUAAUAAAGUAACAAGGACACCAGGAUUCAAAUACAGUUCCACCCUGGAGAAAAAUAAAUUGUUUGUUAAAGGUUUGCCGAUAACAACGACAAAAGAAGAGCUUGAAGAAAUUUUCAAAGCCCAUGGAAAAUUAAAAGAAGUUCGUAUAGUUACUUAUCGUAAUGGUCAUUCGAAAGGAUUGGCUUACGUUGAAUACGAAGACGAAGCUACUGCCGCAAAGGCUCUGUUGGCUACCGAUGGCAUGAAAAUCGAGGACAAGACCAUUGGCGUGGCUAUAAGCCAACCACCUGAACGGAAGAAGGUUCCAGGAACUGAAAUACCUUCGGUUAAAUCUCUAGGUGGUACCACAGUAAGCAGGACUACAUUUGGUAUGCCUAAAUUGUUGUUGUCUAUGGUGCCACGUACUGUUAAAGCUGCUACUAGUAACGGUAGUGCAAACGCAGCCACUAAUGGCAUUACACAGAAACUAAAUAAUCAAGAUUUUAGAAAUAUGUUACUGAAUAAAAAGUAAUUUACUA